Messenger RNA from Oryzias melastigma (Indian medaka), 2199 nucleotides. RefSeq names its product involucrin. Gene Ontology annotation, biological process: double-strand break repair involved in meiotic recombination. The record is from RefSeq and is a predicted model, not a curated record. Bases 149 to 2014 code for a protein of 621 amino acids. The transcript has 9 exons. NCBI's taxonomy places the organism in Eukaryota, Metazoa, Chordata, Actinopteri, Beloniformes, Adrianichthyidae.
AGCUCAACUACUUCCUACUGCCCGUCUCCACGGCAACCAGCAUUCCGCUUUGCGGCUGAGCAAGCCACGCCCACCGUGGACGUAAACACUCGAACUAGAGGCGACAGAGAACUAUCCCAGGUAAAACUUUGACACUAGAGGGGAGGAGAUGGCCAAAGGAAAAACGAAGAUCAGCAGCAGAUCUGAUUCAGCCCCGCCCCCAGCGCGGUCACUCAGGUCAAGAAAGAGGGAAGCUGAGAGCAAUGACGUUGGUCAAACAGCCAACGUCCAAGCUCCUCUACAUCUAAAGGGCGUAGAGGAGGUCACAACUGCAGCCAAGCCUCUUCAGGAAUGCGCAGUCAUCGUGCAUCAGCUGUGUCAGUCAGUGGAGCAGUCCUGUCUGACUAGGCCAGAUGAAGCCACCAAAGAAAAGCCCACAGAUGAAUCAGAGGUCAGCUUUUUGAGUACAGCAGCCCCAAAGUCCAGCUCCAGCUGCAACGAGAAUCAGGCGGAGAGCUGGGCAGGUGAGGACGCCAUCGAUGAUGACAGCAAGAGGCAGCAGGCCACAGCCGUGGUGGAAAUCCACAGAUCCACAGAACAGAUGUUCACCGAUCCGCUCCAGGACUCUGAAGUGUCUGAGGCCUCCUCUACAAGUGUGGAGAAGGAGGUGGAGGGCCAGCAGGAGCAGCAAGAGUCCGCCCCGGCUUUUCCUGCCAAGAAGAGGCGGAGGAUGGGCUCCUGCGGCCUGACAGAGGGGGAGCGGAGUCGAAUUUUAGGAAACAGUGAGAAGAAGCCAAGCCGUGUGAAGGACAAUGAGAUGAAGGUCUGUUAUGACCCCGUGGCUUCAGACACUCCUCUGCGCUCUUCCAGCUAUGAAAGUGGGAAGAAGCAGGCAGAGCCACAACAGGCAGAGCUACAACAACAGGAAGAGCUACAACAGGCAGAGCUGAAGCAGGCAGAGCUACAACAAGCAGAGCUACAGCAGGUAGAGCUAAAGAAGGCAGAGCUACAGCAGGCAGAGCUACAACAACAGGAAGAGCUACAACAGGCAGAGCUGAAGCAGGCAGAGCUACAGCAGGCAGAGCUACAACAGGCAGAGCUGAAGCAUGCAGAGUUGGAGCAGGCAGAGGUGCAACAGGCAGAACUACAACAGGCAGAGCUACAGGAGGCAGAGCUGAAGCAGGCAGAAAAACAGCAGGUAGAGCUACAGCAGGCAGAGCUACAGCAGGCAGAGCUGAAGCAGACAGAGGUACAACAGGCAGAGCUACUGCAGGCAGAGCUACUGCAGGCAGAGCUGAAGCAUGCAGAGUUGGAGCAGGCAGAGGUACAACAGGCAGGGCUACAGCAGGCAGAGCUACAGCAGGCAGAGCUGAAGAAGGCAGAGCUACAGCAGGCAGAGCUGAAGAAGGCAGAGCUACAGCAGGCAGAGCUACAACAACAGGAAGAGCUACAACAGGCAGAGCUUAAAAAGGCAGAGCUACAGCAUGCAGACGAGAAUAGAAGAGCACCGACUGAACCCCCCAUCAGCUCCCUCUAUAGGGCUGACCCUGACUCUGAGUCUGCUCCACAGUCAACCCAGAGAGAACAUUCUGAAGGGCCGGAGGAGAACAUCCGCCUGGAUGGAGAGGAGGACGCUCCUCCACAGACGGUCAAUGCUGAAGAAAGAACGUCCUCCACUGAAGCUCCCACCACCGGACACCGCUGUGGAUCUGUGGAGCCGCCUACAGAGAUCCCUGCAGACUCAGAGGAGACAUGUAAUGGUGGAUCUACAGACGCUCCUGCUGCUGCACUCGGCUCUGGCAGGGAUUCACACAGCACCCAUGGAUGCUCUGAUGACGUGUCCGACUCCCAGCUCAACACCAUUGUUUUCACGGAGGAGCUGAUGGAGGACCAAUACUGCCUUGAAGAUGCAUCAGAGCUGCUCUGUGGGAUCAUCAGCGAGCUCUCCUCUAUCAAUCGGAGAGUCAUGGCGGCUCACCGGGAGCUGGAGAAGCUGCGGCGCUCCAGAAAAGCCUCCAGGUACUCCGCCCACUGAGAGCGCGGAGGGCAGUUUGAGACGGUUCUGUUUGGUUAGUGAAGGCAGUUUUUCAACAAAUGUUUGGGUUCUUCUGACGUUCUGUGAAUAAAGUGUUUGAGCCGUUCACGGGAACUUGUUCUGAAAACGGACCGUAAAGAAACACAUACCCAGAUUUCCAGAUAAAUAAAAAGAUUCAAAAAGAA